GCGCGCGCGCGCACUCAGCGUGUCCAAACCCUCAGCGCGCGGUGGAGAGACCAGUGCGAUUCCGCGCUCUGUCAUUUCAGAACUGCUCUCUUUCUCUCUCACACACUCACACUCACACGGGCGCGCGCGCACACACACACACACACACUCUUCUGUGGCGGAACACGCGCCUGUCGCUCUGUGAUUCUCUCCGCGUCUCUGGGACUUUUCGCGCACACUCUCUCUCCUCGCCAGAAAGCGGCUGACGGACAGCACCGAAAAAGCCUCUGGAUACAGAUUGACCUCAGAGUUGAAAGGGUCAAAGGUCAUGACCUUACUUUGAUCCCAGAUCCUUCCCUUCCGCUCUCGUGACCUCAUGUUCAACACUUUCCCCAACAAGUCCAGGGCGCAGACGCCGGUCGGCAUGGAGAAGACGUACUCCCUCACGGCGCAUUACGACGACUUCCAGGAGAUCAAGUACGGGAGCCGCUACAGCAGCAGCACGCUGAGCAACGGCAUGAGUUUGCACCUGGGCGGAUCCCUGGACCGCGGCAGCCGAGGCCGGAGUGGGCGGGACAAAUGCGUGGGCGGGGCCGGCCCCGGGGGCGGGACUCCGGCCCGCUGGAGCCGGCGUGAAAUCUGCCUGCUCUCGGCGCUGGUGUUCGCGGCGGGAAUGUGCGUGAUUCUCGGAUGCAUGUUGGCGCUGAAGUUUCUGUCGUUAGAAGCGCAGGAUUCGCAGUGCAGGCAGGACUGCGUCAAGCGGCGCUCGCUGCUCCGGGCGGCCCGUUUCGUCCAGGGGAACAUCGACCCGAGCGUCCAGCCCUGUCACGACUUCUACAGCUUCGCGUGCGGAGGAUGGCUCCGCCGACACGGGAUCCCGGACGACAAACUGAGCUACGGGAUCAUCACCGCCAUCGGGGAACUGAACCAGGAGAAGCUGCAGCGCCUCCUACAGGCGCCGAUCCAGAGGAACGAGCCGAACAGUGCCGAGAGAAAGGUGAAGGAAUUCUACCGCUCGUGUGUCAACAUGAAGGAAAUCGAUCGUCUGGGGGCAGGGCCUAUGACUGAGGUGAUUGACAGCUGUGGUGGGUGGGACCUGUCCGGAGCUCCUCCCGGAGGGGCGGGGUGGGACAGUAGCUCCGCCCCCGUGAGGCCGGAUUUUAACGAGAUGCUGUACAAGACGCAGGGUGUGUACAGCACAUCUGUGUUCUUCUCUCUCACCGUCAGCGUAGACGAUAAAAACUCGUCGCGCAACGCCAUACGGAUCGAUCAGGAGGGUCUGACUCUGCCGGAACGGACUCUGUAUCUGGGACAGGAUGAAGACAGUGUGAAGAUUCUGGCGUCCUAUAAGGCGCUGAUGGAGCGAUUGCUGAGCAUGCUGGGAGCUCAAAACGCCACGCUGAAGUCUCGAGAGAUUCUGGAUCUGGAGACAAAACUAGCAAACAUCACAGUGUCUGAAUAUGACGAGCAAAGAAAAGACAUGAGCAGCAUGUACAACCGAAUAACACUGAGCCAGCUGCAGAAAAUGGCUCCGAGCUUCCACUGGAAGCGUCUGCUGGACCGGAUCUUCAAUGAUCAUUUCUCCGAGGACGAGGAGAUUGUGGUUUUGGCCACUGACUACAUGCAGACGGUGUCGGACAUCAUUAAAACCACGUCCAAACGGGUUCUUCAUAACUAUAUGUUGUGGCGUAUCGUAGCCGCGUUGAGCGAGCAUCUCUCCACGGCGUUCCGCAGCACCAUCCACGAAUUCUCACGCGAGAUCGACGGCACCGAACAGCAGCUGGAUCUGGGACGUCUGUGUCUGAAUCAGGCCAACAAACACUUCGGCAUGGCGCUCGGCGCGCUCUUCGUUCAGCAGCAUUUCUCCUCCUCCAGCAGAACCAAGGUACAAGAGCUGGUGGCGGACAUUAAGCAUUCAUUAGAUGUGAGACUACAGGAGCUCGACUGGAUGGAUGACGAAACCAAAGACGCUGCCAGAGCAAAGCUGCAGCACAUGAUGGUGAUGACCGGUUAUCCUGACUUCCUGUUGAAGCCUGAACUCAUUGAUGAGGAAUAUGCAUUUGAUGUGAACGAGAAGACGUACUUCAAGAACAUCCUGAACAGCAUCAAGUACAACAUCAAACUCUCCGUCAAAAAGAUCCAUAAAGAGGUGGACAAGACGACGUGGCUUCUUCCACCACAGGCUUUAAACGCGUAUUACCUGCCAAACAAAAACCAGAUGGUUUUUCCUGCAGGAAUUCUCCAGCCGACCCUCUAUGAUCCGGAAUUCCCUCAGUCACUGAAUUAUGGAGGAAUCGGUGCGAUCAUCGGACACGAGCUCACGCACGGAUACGACGACUGGGGUGGGCAGUACGAUCGCUAUGGUAACCUGAAGCAGUGGUGGACGGAAGAGUCAUACAGGAAGUUUCAGAAGAAGGCGGAGUGUAUCAUUAAACUCUACGACAACUUCACGGUGUACAACCAGAAGGUGAACGGGCGUCUGACGCUGGGUGAGAACAUCGCUGAUCUGGGCGGACUGAAGUUGUCUUAUUAUGCGUAUCAGAAGUGGGUUCGUGAACACGGGCCGGAGCGUCCUCUCCCAGGACUCAAAUACACACACGAGCAGCUGUUCUUCAUCGCGUUCGCUCAGAACUGGUGCAUGAAGAGACGAUCGCAGUCGAUUUACCUGCAGCUGCUGACGGAUAAACACGCACCUGAACAUUACAGGGUGAUCGGCAGCGUGUCUCAGUUCGAGGAGUUCGGCCGUGUGUUUCACUGUCCCAGAGGUUCGCCCAUGCACCCCCUCAACAAGUGCGCCGUCUGGUGACCUUUGACCCCUGAAGGUCUCCUCACGCCCUCGUGAUCCGAGCUGCUCCCUCAUCGCAAUCCAGUCACGACACGUUUGAUGUUUACAGCGUUUGAUCAGAAACCGACCUGCGCUCGUCAUGUGCCAUAUCUCCACGGAUCUUUCCUUUGAAAUGUUUAUUUUUAUAUUCUGAUGCGGAGUGCGUCUGAUGUGUGUGUGAGAGACGCGUCGCUGUAUCGUAGGCAUGUUGACGUUUUGAUAUGACGUGUUUGUCAGAGAAGUUUGGUGUUUUUUAAGUAGAAUCGGGCUGCUGGACUGACUGAGGCAAAGAUCAAAAAACGUCCACAAGCUUUUCUCAAAUCACAUUUUUAAUGUGAAUGUCAAUGUCAAUCUUGUUUCACACUCAGGACAAUGACCACGUGGCAUUCUGGGAUACUUCCAGACUUAUUUUUGAGAUAAAAAUGAGAGUUCAUGUUCCUGAUGUGAUUGUUUAUGUGAUGUGACCUUUUUGUGUUGGAAGAUGUUCUUUUAAUUUCUCACAGAUGAAUUCUGGACUUCAAAAUAACCCCAAAUAAGAUUUAUGCAACCGCAGCCUCUCUCCAGUGCGAAGAUGGGUUAUUGUUACAGGACUUUAAUUUUGUAUAAAGUUUUUGCUCAUGAAAGAUGAAAGAGUAACUUUGUACAGAUUCAUUAUAUGAGAGUUUAGAAAAAUGUACAGGUCAAAUAAAGCAUGUUUCCUGUAAAAAAAAAAAAACAAAACAUAAAUCACACACAAACUAAGACAGGACUUUACUGUGUUCAAUGAAAACCUGGAAAAUGCUCCAUAAUCCAUGUUUGGAAUAAAAUAAAAUCACAUGCAACCUU
Messenger RNA from Megalobrama amblycephala (Wuchang bream), 3628 nucleotides. It is a transcript of the gene ecel1, whose product is annotated as endothelin-converting enzyme-like 1. Gene Ontology annotation, molecular function: metalloendopeptidase activity. Gene Ontology annotation, cellular component: plasma membrane. The coding region runs from base 356 to 2785 and encodes 809 amino acids. The transcript is spliced from 19 exons. Gene Ontology annotation, biological process: protein processing. NCBI's taxonomy places the organism in Eukaryota, Metazoa, Chordata, Actinopteri, Cypriniformes, Xenocyprididae. The record is from RefSeq and is a predicted model, not a curated record.